This is a messenger RNA of Benincasa hispida (wax gourd), 1821 nucleotides long. Lineage: Eukaryota; Viridiplantae; Streptophyta; Magnoliopsida; Cucurbitales; Cucurbitaceae. The record is from RefSeq and is a predicted model, not a curated record.
GGAAUGGAAGGGAGGGAGACUGAGAAUACAUAUCCCGUUCCCGUUUACGAGGCGAGGCCCAUCCGCGUAAAAAAAUUGGACAGCUCUUGAUUGGAAGAAUCAAGCUCUGCUCUCGUGAAAAAAAUGGAUAUCUCUAGUUGCCACUCUGUUGAUGGGAAGAAUUAGAACAGUGUCGCAUACCAUAUACAAUGACGGCAUAAAUGCGGCACAGAGAUUGGACUCCAAUCCAACCUCGCAGAUGCACUUAGCCCCAAGAGUGAGGUGCAUCCACCACCUAAAUAACAUACGAAACUCUUCCCUUCAACUUAAACAAAUUCAUGCCCAAUUGAUUACCAGUGGCUUCAAACCCCCCUCCCCUUACGCCAAAUUAAUCACCCAUUUCUGCAACAAAUCUUCCCCAGAAGCCAUCGCCUACGCCCAUUUGAUAUUCCGGCACUACCAACACCCUCCAAAUCUCUUCCUCUUCAACACUCUCAUAAGAUGCGCUCCACCUCAACAUUCCAUCUCCAUUUUUGCCUCUUGGGUCUCCAACCCCCACUUCGAAUUCGACAAUUUCACUUUCAUUUUCGUGCUCGGAGCUUGCGCGCGAGCCCCAUCGGUGUCUACGUUAAUGAUCGGCAAGCAAAUUCAUACUCUUAUUCUCAAACGCGGGAUUGUUUCCAACAUUACGGUUCAGACUACGAUGAUACAUUUUUAUGCGAUUAAUAAAAAUGUGGGUACUGCGCGGAAGGUGUUUGAUGAAAUGUCUGUCAGAAAUAGUGUUACCUGGAACGCGAUGAUUGCAGGGUAUUGCUCGCAAUGUGCUCACAAGUAUGCCCGAGAUGCGUUGGAAUUGUUUCGGGGGAUGUUGGUUGAAUCAACGAAUUCUGAGGUGAAACCAACGGAUACUACAAUGGUUUGCCUUCUUUCAGCUGCAUCUCAACUGGGUAUGCUUGAAACCGGCGCUUGUGUUCAUGCAUAUAUCGAGAAGACAAUUGAUUCCCCUGAAAACGAUCUGUUUAUUGGCACCGGUUUGGUUAAUAUGUAUUCAAAAUGCGGAUGUCUUAACAGUGCUUCAUCAGUUUUUAAGCAGAUGAAGCAGAGGAACGUUUUGACGUGGACAGCCAUGGCGACAGGACUGGCCGUUCAUGGAAGGGGUAAAGAAGCAUUGGAGCUAUUGGAUGCAAUGGGAACUCAUGGUGUAAAGCCAAACGCAGUAACUUUCACAAGUCUGCUUUCUGCUUGCUGUCAUGGAGGGCUUAUUGAAGAGGGGCUCCAUUUGUUUCACGUCAUGGAGAGGAAGUUUGGGGUUGUGCCUCAAAUGCAGCAUUAUGGCUGCAUUGUUGAUCUUCUUGGGCGCUCUGGGCACUUGAGAGAGGCAUAUGAGUUGAUACUUGGAAUGCCAAUGGAAUCUGAUGGUGUUUUAUGGAGGAGUUUGCUGAGUUCUUGUAUGGUCCAUGGUAAUGUUGAAAUGGGAGAGAGGGUGGGUAAGUUGCUUGUGGAGAGACAGGGAGGGGAGAGUUUUGAUGAUGAGCGGUGUGUUGGAAGUGAGGACUUUGUAGCUUUGUCAAAUGUUUAUGCUUCUGCUGAAAGGUGGGAGGAUGUGGAGGCUGUAAGAGAGGAGAUGAAGAUCAAAGGGAUUGAAAAUAAAGCUGGGUGUAGUUCAGUUCAAACUACGGGUUCUCAAGGCUUGGAAGCCUUAUAGGCGCUUGAACUCCCCCGGAUGCGCUUCUGAAGAUGCUCCAAGCUCGCCACUCGCUGCAAGGAAGCUGUUCGUGCCAUCUUGUUCCUUGACGCAGUUGCCAUGUCCGGAGAAUUCUUCUGAAUAUUUGCAGAAGAAAU